AUGGGGGCUCCGGGCGAUGCCCCUGGAAGCCCUCAGGCCCCCGUCUUCGCCUGGACUCCCAGGACACCCAGCGGUGCGGGCGGUCAUUUGGGUGAUUUUGGGGACCCCAGAAUUUCGAUGAGAGACACGCAUCUGGGCUCUCCAACGGUGGAACCAGAGACACCACACAAAGUGGAAGCUGGAAAACACGAGGACGGCGGACGGAGGAACAGGUCGGGUUCAGAAGCAUCGAGCUUCGUGAGACUAGGUCAGAAGUCAGAAGGAUGGAUGAUGGCCGAAAGCCGGGAACCAGAGUUAGGUUCCCGUGCCUUGCUAGAUGAUCCUGUGCUGUCCUGGCCAGAUGCCCGUGUUCUACCGCUGACGGCUGUGUCGAGUAUUGGGAGACCAUCACGGUUACACCAGACAUUCUUCAACAGCGGCAAGAGUUCAAUUGUCAGAGCGAUCAUGGAUCCAUUGUGCGGUGUGCUAGUUCCACUCGGCCCGCACUACGAUUCAGUAUGUACUCCGGUCGGGUUGUCGUUAUCUGAAACUCCGGAAGAAAAGCCACGGUCCCAUGCCCUCUCCGCUUCAAUGUUACCUGGCAUCAUCAGGUUUGGUCGCGAUUGGUGCACAAAAGCAGAUGCAAUGGAGGCUUCAUCGAUAUUGAAGGGUUCGCUUUAUCAGACGCGAUAUAUGAACAACAGCCAGCCACCUACCGGCAAAUGUGGUUCUCAAGGUCUUUAG
Neurospora tetrasperma FGSC 2508 is the source of this 723-nucleotide messenger RNA. RefSeq lists its product as uncharacterized. The record is from RefSeq and is a predicted model, not a curated record. NCBI's taxonomy places the organism in Eukaryota, Fungi, Ascomycota, Sordariomycetes, Sordariales, Sordariaceae. The transcript is spliced from 6 exons. Bases 1 to 723 code for a protein of 240 amino acids.